AUUGAGACGAGAAGCAGAGAUCGCGACGUUACGUAACCGCCAUUUUGUUUCACCGGGAGUAGAGAAACCAACCUGGAAACAGCCGGCGUGAAUAUUUUUUCCUAUUUGAAGCAACAUCAACACGGCGGAUUAGCGUCGUGCACCCAAGUUUAGCGUUGCACGAUAUCUGGAAACAUGGCCACGGAUCAUGUGAACGGGAACGGCACGGAGGAACCGAUGGACACUACAGCAGCAGAGAGCCACUCAGAACAUUUCGAGGCUUUAUUGGAAGCUGGUUUGCCCCAGAAAGUUGCGGAGAAGCUAGAUGAACUUUAUGUAGCAGGCCUCGUAGCACAUAGUGAUUUAGACGAAAGGGCUAUUGAAGCUUUAAAAGAAUUCAAUGAGGAUGGAGCCCUGCAAGUGUUGGUUCAGUUCAAAGAGAGUGAUCUGUCUCACGUGCAAAACAAAAGUGCCUUUCUCUGCGGGGUAAUGAAGACAUACAGGCAGAGGGAGAAACAAGGGACUAAAGUUUCAGAUUCCUCUAAAGGACCAGAUGAGGCUAAAAUCAAAGAACUCUUGGACAGAACAAACUACACACUUGAUGUAACAACAGGGCAGCGAAAAUAUGGAGGCCCUCCACCUGAGUCGGUGUACUCCGGUCCCCAACCCACAGUUGGAACAGAGAUAUUCGUAGGUAAGAUUCCCCGGGACUUGUUUGAAGACGAGCUGGUUCCUCUCUUCGAGAAGGCCGGGUCUAUCUGGGAUCUCAGGCUAAUGAUGGACCCGCUGAGCGGUCUGAACAGGGGUUAUGCCUUUGUCACGUUCUGCACUAAAGAAGCGGCCCAGGAGGCCGUGAAGCUGUGUAAUAAUCAUGAGAUCCGCCCUGGCAAGCACAUUGGCGUGUGUAUAUCUGUAGCCAACAACAGGUUAUUUGUUGGCUCCAUUCCCAAGAGUAAAACAAAGGAGCAAAUUGUUGAAGAGUUUGCUAAAGUCACAGAGGGCCUCAGUGAUGUCAUACUGUACCACCAACCCGACGACAAAAAGAAGAACAGAGGCUUCUGCUUCCUGGAGUAUGAAGACCACAAAACGGCUGCUCAGGCCCGGCGCCGGCUGAUGAGCGGCAAGGUAAAGGUGUGGGGCAACGUGGUGACGGUAGAGUGGGCCGAUCCCAUCGAAGACCCCGACCCAGAGGUCAUGGCCAAGGUAAAGGUUCUGUUUGUAAGGAACCUGGCCAAUGGUGUGACAGAGGAGAUCCUUGAGACAUCCUUCAGUGAGUUUGGGAAACUGGAGCGAGUUAAGAAGCUCAAAGAUUACGCCUUCAUUCACUUUGAAGAGCGGGACGGUGCAGUGAAGGCCCUGGAAGAAAUGAACGGCAGGGAGCUGGAGGGAGAGCCCAUUGAGAUUGUUUUUGCGAAACCCCCUGACCAGAAAAGGAAAGAGCGCAAAGCCCAGAGACAAGCCGCUAAAACGCAGAUGUAUGACGACUAUUACUACUACCCUCCGCCUCCUCACAUGCCCCCCCCUGUAAGGGGGCGGGGCCGAGGUGGCAACAGGGGCGGCUACUCGUACCCCCCUGACUACUACGGUUACGAGGACUACUACGACUACUACGGCUACGACUAUCACAACUACCGCGGCGGCUACGACGACCCCUACUACGGCUACGAAGACUUCCAGUCUCCGGGCCGGGGGCGGGGCGGCAGCCGGGGGGCCCGCGGAGGGAGCUCUCCAGCCAGAGGCCGUGGCGGCGCCGGGGCGCCCAGGGGAAGGGCCAACUUCUCCCAGCGCGGUGGGCCCGGACCAGGCCGCGGCGGGCGGGGCGCGAGAGGAGGCGUGCAGCCCAGAGGGCGAGGAGGGGUACGUGGUGCGCGGGGUGGCCGCGGUGGAAAUGUAGGAGGAAAGCGCAAAGCUGACGGGUACAACCAGCCAGAUUCCAAGCGUCGCCAGACCAAUAAUCAGAACUGGGGCUCUCAACCCAUUGCUCAGCAACCGCUCCAAGGUGGUGAUCAUUCUGGUAACUAUUCCGGUUACAAAUCUGACAACCAGGAAUUUUAUCAGGAUUCUUUUGGGCAACAGUGGAAGUAACCAGUAGGGCUUUGAUAUAAAAACCCCAUCUUUGUUCAUCUUUUUAUUUAGAGACUUGAUCUGAUUGGCCCUCAAUCUCUAACGGUUGCCUGCGUUUUUUCCUCAAAAUUGGUGACAUCUGGCAAGAUCUCUUUUUGUACAUAUUUUAAUAAUCGCUUGGACUCGCAGUAGUCACACUCCCACCUGUCUCUGGCGAACUGGUUUUUCCUUUUUCCCUUUGUUUGGUGUUUUUUAAAGAUGGUCGUCAAAAAACUUCCAUAAAGUUUGAAAAAAUUUUUAGAUGCAAAUAUGUGCUCGAGCUGUCUAUUUGGCUAUAGCUUUAUGUAUGUUUUUAGAGAUUCUGGUUUCCAUGUUUUAAGUAGCUAACAGCACAAAGCAUAUGUCUCCUAAAGCUGUAUUUAAAAUCCAAUGAAACUACAAUUUGUAUUGUCACAAAGUAAUGCGUGUGUUGUUAUUGAAGAGAAAAGGACCAUCUAGUCCUACUUUUGGCUUUACAUUUUGGCUUGUAUUCUUUGCUGUUUGUCUGCUUUAAUAAACAUACACGCACACGUGUACAAAACUUCAAAUUGUGUUGCAAAUUCAUGUUUCGGCAAAUUCUCUCUUCAAAUUGCCUUCAAAAUUUAAGGCUCCUUGUGGAAGCAAAUGGACUUAAAGGUUUGCCAAUGUUGGCCACAUGCUACAGUGUCACCUUGCAUGCCAUCAAAUUCCAAACCACCUACUUCUAUAGUGCUCUGUAUGUGUAGUGACAUACUUCAUCCUUAUAAGUUCCUCUCAUGUCCAGAAACAUGACGUUUCAUGAAUUGGUGUCAAUGUCAGCGCAGUUAAACGCGCCUCAUGCGAGAGGGGGAGGAGGAUGAAAGCACAAUUUGACUUCUUACUCUCAGACAGAAGCUUUUCCUUGUCCCAGAAGGAUCUGUUGUAGCUGUUGAAGGCCUGGAUACUAAUAUUGCAUGUUUAUCUGGAGUUUGUGGGAGACAGCUGCCUUGCAUGACUCGCUUGUAGUGUUUGGUUGAUUUGGUGACCUUGCUUUUCUGGUUGCUAAUGGCUGCUCUAACCCGUUCCCUGCUGCCCGUCUGAGCCACGUCUCACCUGUCGCACCAAUCGAUUGACCGCUUGUCCACUUUGAGGCAUCGACAUGUGCAUGUCCCGUCAGAGCGCGUUAGUCUGGAGAAUGCUUUGUCUUCUGUACGUGAAGUCGUGUGUGGUUCUACUCAGUGUGUAGAUGUGAUGCUGUUUUCCAGUCUCUAAUUGCUUCCUUUUGUUACCUGACUAGCAGGGGAACGCGGUCGAGGCCGGACCUGACGUGCCGCUCUGAGGACUCGUCGUGGGAUGCGGUGGUACGGUCGCCUGACUGAGUCCAGUAGAGCUGCUGAAGCUGCCAACAGAUGACUUUCAGUUUAACCAAAUAUGCCAUUUGAGACCUGCUGAGUUUACGAUGGACAUUGUUCUGGGAAAGUCUUUGCACUUUUUUCUUUUGUGCUUUUUUUCUGUGAUUUUAAACUAGACCUUAGCGAUGGACUCCAUGUGGUAUCUGAUGAUCUUAGAAGUCACCGAGGGUUUAACUACCUCUGUUCUGUGCUGGAGGAGACCAUGGUCGGUUCUAGCUGGUCCACGUGGUUGAGCCCAAAUGACCCUUUACACAAGAACUGAGCGAAGUAGUUGAUGGACACACUUUAAAGCCUAGAAACCGUCGUCAUCUCGUCUUCCACGAUGAGGAAACUGUCCUAAUGCUUGUUUGUGUUGGUGCCAUCUGUUGUCAGGACGUUUUCAUUUUGUUUCUUACAAAGCUGCCCUUUUUUCUAAACAAGUUAUGGAACAACAAUAAGUUUAGGAAUCAUCUAAAUCUCCAAUGCAUCACACAAUCACUGUGGACGGAUUAUUGUUCCGUAUGCGGCAGUUUUUCUCUUGGUAAACUGGUGUUGGUUAUGUUGAUUUUUGUACAUAUUUUAUUGUAUUUUAAAAUGUAACGAAUUUAAAGGAACAAAUCCAAUCUGACACUGAAAAUAGGGGCAAAAUGAUCUGACACUUUGCUGCUGAAUCUAAACAACUCUAAAAUCUAAAAAAAAAUCACUAAAAUCUGUUUCAAACGGCACAGAAGUGAAACCCAGAUUAUCAUAACACCAGCUCAUGUCCACCUUAAACCUCCUUCGGGUGGUGAGAGGCAUUCUGAGACUUUACAGGUGUAACAGUGUGAGAAUGGAUCUGUCCUGUAGCAUCUUUGGCUCUUUGUGACAGUUGCCAUCAAGCACAGUUUCUACAGUUUUUCCAUUUCACAUGUCAUUGUGCAGCUUGUCUCUUUUUGGGGGGGGGGUUCUUGUCAUGCUAUCAUCUACUCUGUUGGGUUCCCAAUUUCAAUAGUCAGGAGUUUUUAUCUUUCUUUUUUUCUAAAAAGUUUUGCUUUUUUGCAAAUGAAAUGUUUUAUACUGUACAGUGAGCCGAGUUAAACCUAUUUUUCUAAUAAAGUUAUUGACACUGA
Betta splendens (Siamese fighting fish) is the source of this 4540-nucleotide messenger RNA. RefSeq names its product heterogeneous nuclear ribonucleoprotein Q. The transcript is spliced from 10 exons. The record is from RefSeq and is a predicted model, not a curated record. Gene Ontology annotation, molecular function: mRNA 5'-UTR binding. The coding region runs from base 175 to 2064 and encodes 629 amino acids. Gene Ontology annotation, cellular component: nucleus; CRD-mediated mRNA stability complex; ribonucleoprotein complex. Gene Ontology annotation, biological process: CRD-mediated mRNA stabilization. NCBI's taxonomy places the organism in Eukaryota, Metazoa, Chordata, Actinopteri, Anabantiformes, Osphronemidae.